UUUGUGGUUAUAUUAUAUCUAUUUAGCUUGAACAAAAUUAACAGUAAAUUGAUUUGGGCUCAAUUUGAAAUUAAUAUAAUAGGAAACCACAAAUGUAGAAAAAUAAAUUUCAGUUAUCAGAAUAAAACAAUUUUCGAAAUUUAGCCUCAACUGAAUAGUAAAUAUGUGUGUUUAUUAUAUAAUUUUCAACCUAAAAAUUUUUUAGAAAUACAUUUGCAACAUUUUUUCUCUCGAAUAGGAAAUACAAGUGAGGAUAGAGCAUUUUCUUUUACUUUUAUACUUCUUUAGCUUUUUUAUCGGCUCUGUGUUCAAGAAUUAAAAAUAUUUUUUCAAUAAGUUUCCAUAUGCCUACACAUUGUAAUUAGGAAUCUUCUACUAAUAAUUAACCAUUAAUUUGUAACUGACCAACAUCUUGAAACCAGCAGAGAUACAUUUAAUUCCCCCUCAAGGAGUCAUUGGAUCUUGACGUUCCAGCAGUGGUCCUCCUUGUGCGCGCUUACUUGGGCAUGUGUAGGGCGAUCAGUGCAAAAAACGAUUAAUUUUCAUAGGCUUACUUCAAUACGGAAGUAACCUGGCAAAAUUCCAAGGGCAGGAACCAUGACAAAUCCUCGUCUUCCCCCAGAGUGAUCUGAGCAAGCAGGCACCAGGGAAUCUAUUAGGCCCGGCCCCGGAUACUAAGUUUGCUUCAUCUCCAACCCUCCAUCAAUCAAGAUCUUUCAGUACAACAGUGGUACAGGUAAAGCCUGUUAAAAGGCCAAGUACCUCUGGUUCUACGCCCAUGGAGCUCCAAAAGCCGUAAAACUGCACCCGCUGUAGUGAUCAGUACCAACUACAUGAAAGUGGAGGAACGAUCGAAUUUGCAGCUGGGGUAAUUCGAAUGGGAAUAUACGAUACGGACUUUACAAAAAAACUUCUGGAAUUCAUAAACAUAUAUGGUCCAUCGUAUGGUCUCCAUCCGUAGUCUUUUCCUCUUCGGCUGGUUAAGAAUCAUAGCCGUCAAAAGAUUCAAGUCAAAGUGUCUGAUUUUCAAAGGACGUAUAUUACUUUGUCUAUGGUGGUAAAGUUAUUUUAGAAAUUGAUUUCACGUCUAACCAAAAAGUAACAGACCAAUGCGAGUAAAAAAGAAGAAGAACAAAUUGGCGCCAUACAUAUUUAUGUUUUAUUUUUUUGAUGAAGUAGUUAUAAUGUGUUUAUAAAGAAAAAAUAAUACAUUUUAUUAAAACAUGAAACGAUCUUUAACUAAAAAUGCAUCUAAAUCGCAUAGUAUCAUUAUAUCAAAAAACUUAAAUGAUAGGAAUUCGAAAUUAUCAAAUAACAGUGAAAAAAUACAUCAUAUAAUUUCUGUGAAUGGUAUUGAAGACGAUGAUAUAUCUAGUACAGUUGUUAACACGAAAAGAAAAAAUGUAGAUGAAGGGAAGGAUUAUAAACGAAAAAAGAUUGAAACUGCAGCUAAUACACUGCUCUUUACAAAGUACUCUCCUGAUGAAGAAAAUUCUAAAGCUCACUCAAAUAUAAAAUUUACUUCAGCUGCUCAAAUAGAUAUAAGCUCAAGUUCAAAUCAAUGUGAUAAAGAAAACCAACCACAUAUUUCAAAUAUGGACAGCGCAAAUUUAGAGUCUAUAUUAAAUAUAGAUUUUGAUAAUUGGGAAGAUGAAACAAUGCAUGAAUCAAAUUUAGACUUAACCCAGCCUCAUCGAUGUAAAAUAAUUAAUAUUACUCGAACUGCAACAAAAAUUGAACUUACUUUAAAAUCAGUGCUGUCAAACGAGAAAGUGUUUUGUAUAUUAGGAGGUUCUUGGGUGUAUACUUGUUUGGAAAUAGGAAGUGCAGUUUGUAUUGUAUGCAAAAACAUCCAAGGUAAUUGGGUCAUAAACAAUGAACAUGGUUUAUUGAUUUUUGAGCCAGACUACUUACUACCUACUACUACAUUAGUUAGUUCCUUGUGGUGCAAGAGAAGAAGUGCUUUAAAUAUACGAUUUAAAAGUUCGGGUAGUUCAAAUGAACAUAUGCUUGUUGGUAGCUUGGUUCAUAGUAUCUUUCAAUGUGCCUUGGAAAAUAAUAUUUUAGAUACUGAAGUUAUUGAAAAAAUGAUGGACAAAUAUGUGUCUAAAGAUAAUGUGAUUAAAAGUUUAUUUGAAUGUAAUAUUUCACUUUCUUGGGUAAAGAAUGAAGUUAAGAGUUAUAUCCCAAAAAUUCAAGAAUUCAUAAAAAGCUAUGUUAAUAAUUCAGGUGUAAAUUCAGAACUGUUACAAAAAAAGGAUAACUGGAAAGGCAGUAUAGAUGAUAUUGAAGAUGUUGAAGAAAAUAUUUGGUGUCCAGAGUUUGGUAUAAAAGGUAAAAUUGACGUUACUAUCAGGACUAAUAAACGACUUAUGCCCUUGGAAAUAAAAACUGGUAAAGCAUCAAUAUCCAUAGAGCAUAGAGGUCAAGUCAUUUUGUACUUAAUGAUGAUGAAAAAAAUUGGUUAUGAUGUAUCAUCAGGCUUACUACUUUAUCUUAAAGAGGGGGUUUUAAAAGAAAUUUCCUCUUCAGAAAGAGAAGAAAGAGAUUUAAUCCAUUUAAGAAACGAAUUGGUAUAUUACCUUAUGCAGAAACCUGAUAUAAUCGAUGAAAAAAAUAUUCUACUCAAAUUACCUGAACCAAUUAAUCAUACCAGUUGUAAAACAUGCCCUCUCAAAACUAUUUGUGUAGUUUAUGCUCAUUUCAAUAAUGAAGAUAUAUCUUCUAAUGCGGUUUUAAGACAAAUUCAACAAGAAACAUUGGAAUAUUUAAGUGAAACUCAUAUACAUUAUUUCAUCAAAUGGGCAACUUUGAACAUAAUUGAAUCGAUGUCUAAUUCAUCUACAAGAGACAUGAAAGAAAUAUACUUAACAGCUCCAGAAGAAAGAGAGAAAAAUGGCAAGUGUAUAAGUAAUCUCAAACUUGUUCAAACAACAAAUAACUCCGAUGAUGCCAUCACUGAACAUGUAUUCAAAAAAAGUAACAAUGAUUUACCAGUAAACUUAAUCACUAUUGGAAUGUUUGAAGGUCAAUAUAUAAUAGUUAGCUCGAGUAAGAGACAUGCCAUUGCGACUGGCUUUAUUAGAAAUAUAACUAAUAAUUCAGUAACAAUCUCACUGGAGCGAAAUAUUAGUGAUCGAUAUCAAAACGAAAUCUUUUGCAUAGACAAUUGGACAUCGGAUUUAGGCCAAGGAUAUAAUUUAAAUAACUUGGCUUUAUUACUAGAAUCUACUCCUAAAUCAGAAAAUUUAAGAAAAAUUAUAAUAGAUAAAAUUUCCCCUACAUUUAAAUCUAAGUUACCCAAAGAAAUCGGCAUAAAGGGCAAAUACAUUUUAAGGAGAUUAAACCACAUUCAACAAAGAGCUGUACUGAAAGCAAUAGCAGCUAAUGAAUAUUUUCUUAUUAAAGGUAUGCCUGGAACAGGAAAAACUACAACGAUUGUCGCCUUAAUCCAAUUAUUCUAUGAAUUGAAGAAAACAGUACUAAUUACAAGUCACACAAACUCGGCAGUUGAUAAUGUGUGCUUGAAACUAUUGAAAUUUGGAGUUAAAUUUAUGAGAUUAGGCUCUGAUGCAAAAAUUCACCAAGAUUUACAUGAGUAUUUGGAACGUAAUCUCACAAAGCAUUGUACUUCACCUGAAGAAUAUGAGAAAGUAUUUGAGAAUGUUCAGAUUAUAGCUACGACAUGUAUGAGUUCUGGUCAUCCAGUUUUAAUGAAACGUACUUUGGACGUAUGCAUAGUCGACGAAAGUACACAAGUCUCACAAAGCUCUAUUAUAAGACCACUUUAUGCUUGUAAAACUUUUAUAUUAAUUGGUGAUCCUGAUCAAUUACCUGCCGUCAUAAGAAAUCAAAAAGCUAGAAAUUUAGGUAUGUCCGAAAGUCUGUUCGAACGAUUAUAUAGUGAGACUGCUAGUGCAGCUUUAAAUAUAAAUUAUAGAAUGAACAGUAGGAUCACUUAUUUUGCGAAUCGCUUAACUUACAAGGACGAGUUGAAAAUAGGUAGCGAAGAAGUUGCAAGAUCUACCAUAAAGUUACCAAACAAAAAAAAAUUACAAGAUAUUUAUCAUAUUAAUGGUUGGGUAAUGAAAUCUUUGGAUGAUUCUUUGGACAAUGCUGUUCAAUUCGUCGAUAUUGGCCAAGUAUGGAAUUUAUCAAAAGACGUGGACUGGAAGGUACAUAAAAAAUAUGGAAAGGAUAAUUCUUCAAAUGUUAACAUUCACGAGGCUGCCGUUAUAUAUAUUUUGGUUAAAGCUUUAUUAGAAGGUGGUGUUAAUUCUAAUGAUAUAGGAGUAAUUGCCAGUUAUAGACAUCAGGUAGAACAAAUCGCUAGCAUUAUAAAAAAUGUAGAUAUAAAUACGGUUGAUCAGUUUCAAGGUAAAGAUAAAAGCGUCAUCAUUUAUUCCAGCGGCGUUUCCAGAGAUACAUCGGUUUGUAAGACUCCCGAAUCUGAAGACAUUUUAGAAGAUAAAAGAAGAUUAAAUGUAGCUAUUACUAGGGCUAAACAUAAACUUAUUAUAGUUGGUGAUAUGAAUACUAUCAAGACUUAUUCUUCAUUUAAAGAAAUUGUUCGGUUAUGUGAAAAUGUCUCAAUUAAAAUUUAUGAAUAUAAGAAUUUUUCAUGGGAUAAUGUAUUGCAGGAAGUCCAGUUGAUAGUCUAAUUUUUAUUGUUUUAAAAUUAUUAUUUUGCGAUUAUAAAUAUUUUAUAAAAAUUAAUGGUUUUAUAUAUUAUUAACCAAGUCAAUAUGAAAGUUGUCUACUGUAAGUGUCGAAUCUGCUUACAAUGAUAAUUUAUACAAUAUGUGGCUAUUAAAUAACGAGAUUGGUGAUAUAAAA
Messenger RNA from Diorhabda sublineata, 4836 nucleotides. RefSeq names its product DNA replication ATP-dependent helicase/nuclease DNA2 (gene Dna2). NCBI's taxonomy places the organism in Eukaryota, Metazoa, Arthropoda, Insecta, Coleoptera, Chrysomelidae. The record is from RefSeq and is a predicted model, not a curated record. Gene Ontology annotation, molecular function: 5'-flap endonuclease activity; single-stranded DNA helicase activity. Gene Ontology annotation, cellular component: cytoplasm. The transcript is spliced from 2 exons. Gene Ontology annotation, biological process: replication fork reversal. Bases 1224 to 4661 code for a protein of 1145 amino acids.